GGGAAUAAUGAGGAGGAGGGGAGGCAGGAGCACAUUGUGUGUGAGUGUGUCUGGAGGCAGCUACGCACAGAGAUCUGCAGUCACAAUUCAGUUGCCCGGGCUCCCAGUCCCCCAGCUCUGACACAGCUCUAUAUGACUGUCACCAAGGUAAUGAAAAAAGAAAAACCAGCACUCAAGUUUAAAAGGGCCCCUGAAGAAAACCACUCUUUUGAUUGAAACAGCUGUCGGUCUAUAUGCAAUGGAAUCUUUAUGAAGAAUAAAUAAUUGUUUUUUCAUCUCCAAAAAUGUCAUGGCGCCCACAGUAUCGCAGUUCUAAAUUCCGAAAUGUGUAUGGCAAGGUUGCAAGUCGAGAGAACUGUUACGAAUGUAUUCCGAUCACCAAGAAUGUGCACGAUAAUCCCUUCUGUGCUGUCAACACCAAGUUCUUAGCAAUUGUUACAGAGAGUGCGGGAGGGGGAGCUUUCCUUGUAAUCCCCCUUCAUCAGACUGGACGCAUUGAGCCCAACCACCCCAAGGUGUGCGGGCACCAGGGCACAGUGCUGGAUAUUAAAUGGAACCCGUUCUUUGAGAAUGUCAUCGCCUCCUGCUCUGAGGACACGUCGGUGCGGAUAUGGGAAAUCCCAGAUGGUGGACUCAAGAGGAACAUGACUGAGGCGGCGUUAGAUCUAUACGGGCACAGCCGGAGGGUGGGACUCGUAGAAUGGCAUCCCACAGCUAACAACAUAUUAUUCAGUGCAGGCUAUGACUACAAGAUACUGAUCUGGAAUCUGGAGGAUGGGGAGGCAGUGAAGAUGAUAGACUGUCACACAGACGUCAUCCUCUGUAUUUCAUUUAACACGGACGGGAGUCUAUUUGCCACCACCUGCAAAGACAAGAAGUUGCGUAUCCUGGAACCGCGCUCAGGACGGGUGUUGCAGGUAGCCAGCUGUAAAAACCACAAGGUCACACGUGUUGUGUUCCUUGGGGACAUGAAGCGUUUGCUUACUACAGGCGUCUCCAGGUGGAAUACAAGGCAAAUAGUAUUAUGGGACCAGGAUGACCUGUCCAAGCCAUUGGUUGAAGAGGAGAUAGAUGGACUGUCAGGGCUGCUGUUCCCCUUCUAUGACGUGGACACACACAUGCUGUACUUGGCUGGAAAGGGAGACGGGAACAUUCGGUAUUAUGAGUUAACAGUGGAAAAGCCAUUCAUGACAUACCUCAUGGAAUAUCGCUCCGCAGCACCUCAGAAAGGACUCGGAGUGAUGCCAAAGCAUGGGCUGGAUGUAUCAGCAUGUGAAAUCUUUCGCUUUUACAAGCUCGUCACCUUAAAGAAUCUGAUAGAACCAAUAUCCAUGAUUGUUCCCAGAAAGUCAGAAACAUACCAGGAAGACAUUUACCCUAUGACCCCGGGAACAGAACCGGCCAUCAAUCCUAAGGACUGGUUAAGUGGCAUCAACAAAGACCCUGUGCUGAUGAGCCUGAAAGAGGCAUAUCGGAAGGAAUCCAAGGCCACAUUCAAAGUGCCAGUGAGAGAUAAGAAGAGUCUGGUGGUAAAUGGUAUAGAUCUGUUGGAAAACGUGCCACCUCGGACUGAAAAUGAACUGCUGCGCAUGUUCUACCGGCAGCAGGAGGAGAUCCGACGUCUAAAGGAGCUGCUGGCUCAGAGAGACCUCCUUAUCCGACAGCUGGAACUGGAGCUCCGAAAUCUGAAGAAUAGUCCCAAAGAGGGCUAGACGCUCCCAACAUCUCCACAAAGAUCAUGCAUUGUAAUAGGGACUGAUAACUUCUACCAUGUAUCUGGCCUUGUGGGGGUUCUGUAUAUAGACUAACUGGCCCUAUAAUGCCUCUCUGAGGCACCUAAGGGAAUGUGUAUACAUCUGCACUAAUUACCCCAAUCCCCCAUUUAUCCAACAGGGGACCUGCAUAUAACCAAAUGCAACUAAUUCCUCCAGCACUUAACCUGGGGCUUCCAUAGAAGACCUCUAGCCAAGCACAUCCCUUGUAAAUGGAUUGAGUCCUACUCCUAGUUUUGGACCUUAGUCAUAGGUCAAGAGAGGGGUUUUUCAAAUGUGGCCUCCUAAGGCAAUUAGCCUGCUACAUCUCCUCUCACCAGCCCUGGGGAAAGAUUUGGAAAGCAUUUUUAUGUACAUCACACGGCAGCGGAGAAAUACCAGGGAAUUUAAGAGAUCAUAAAGCCAUAACAGAAAUGUAUAGAAUAUUUCAGACAUGCUAUUAACAAAUAAAGCACUAGGGAGCUCCUCCCUCACCCUUUCUUCUACCCACACAUUUUCCUCCACCAUUCUUCCUCCUGUGACAUUUUCUCAGUCACCUGCUCUUCACCAUUGAUUGCACAUUCCCAUGCUGGUCAGCCCUUUAUUCUCACUCCCAGCAGAGCACUUUAAAUCAGGCAGACGUGACUGACUGGUUGGCCUUUUAUUUAUUGCUAAUAAUCACUUCCUAUGCAAAGUGACGUAUUAAAAUCAUUAACCUCCUAAA
Molecule: messenger RNA, 2475 nt
Organism: Pseudophryne corroboree (corroboree frog)
Lineage: Eukaryota; Metazoa; Chordata; Amphibia; Anura; Myobatrachidae
Gene: CORO2B
Product: coronin 2B
Exons: 13
Coding region: 285-1712 (475 amino acids)
Molecular function (GO): actin filament binding
Source: RefSeq, a predicted model, not a curated record